AUGGACCGUCAUGUGGGUUGUUGGAAACUUGGAACCGUGGUCAAGCUCCUCACAACACAGACUAUGGUUGGGACCUUGGGCAACCUUUUUGAAAGCAUCGAAAAUCUUAACGAAACCUACUUCCAGCCCAGCGCAACCAAGCUGGAUCUCUUGAAUCCCAAGCCACCAACUGGUAAUUCUUCCGACGUCAAUCCUUUGUUUUUGCUCAACGACGUCUCCAACAGCGUAGCCAAAAAGUUUUUCGUGUGCCCUAAUUACACUGGGACUCAGUCUCACAUGUAUGUUAGCGAUGCUACUUGCCCCCGUUGCAACAACCGCAUGUCUAAGGAGAUGUCUUAUGUUACUCAGGAGGGGAUGAAGGAAGUGAAAUUAGAAGCAGGGGAGGGAGGAUUUGUGAAAGGAGUGGUGGCUUAUAUGGUGAUGGAUGAUUUGGUGGUGACCCCAAUGUCUACCAUUUCAGCGAUUAACCUUCUGAACAAAUGUCAUGUGAAGGAUGUGGGGGCACUUGUGGAAAGGGUUGUUCUUUUUGCCAUUGUGGAUUCGAUCAUGAUUUAA
Molecule: messenger RNA, 555 nt
Organism: Rhododendron vialii
Lineage: Eukaryota; Viridiplantae; Streptophyta; Magnoliopsida; Ericales; Ericaceae
Exons: 2
Coding region: 1-555 (184 amino acids)
Source: RefSeq, a predicted model, not a curated record